GUCUAUCCGUAUCUCGGGUGGGCACUAGGACAUCUGAACGUAGUACAAAGCUCCCUGGAACAUCAUGUCUUCGAUGGUGGAUCUGCUGCCGUUGUCGCCAACUUGGGUGCUUCUGGGAGUUUGUCUGCUGCUCUACUAUCUGCAAAUCCGGCGUGUAUCGUUAAUGUCACAAAUAAGAUACCAACGUAUAUUUUUCGUUUCUCGUAGAUACCUGACAUGGCCGUUUAACAAAUUCAAGAAGCUGGGCAUUCCCGGGCCGAAACCUGUACUGAACUUCGGCAACCUCCUCAAGUAUUCGGAGGGAUCACACGUUUUCGAUAUGGAGUGCUAUAAGAAGUAUGGGAAAGUCUGUGGAAUCUUCGAAGGCCGGCGGCCUGUACUGAUGAUCGGUGAUUUGGGGCUCAUCAAGGAAAUUACAGUGAAGCAGUUCCACAAGUUCAACAAUAGAAUGGAUUUAGGAUCCAUCUUGGAGUCGUUUGCAGGUAGCUUGUUCGUGAUCAGGGACGCUGACUGGAAGCGGGUUCGGAGCGCCAUCACGCCGACAUUGAGUUCGGGAAAACUCAAACAGAUGUCCAUGCUUGUGGAGAAGUGUGCUGACGGUCUGGUGUCCAGCCUUGUGGAGAAACAGGAAAAGGGAGUCAUGUUUGACAUGAAGGAGAAUUGUUUAUGCUUAUCAUCAUCACAAUGUAACAUGUUUUCCUUCCUUAGGAUUUCUUCCGCCUAUACCAUGGACGUGAUCUCCAGCACAGCUUUCGGUAUGGACAUCGACUCUCUCCACAACCCAGACCAUCCUUUUGUCACGCACGCAAAAGCAAUAUUCGACAUGAAUAUGCUGAAAGUGUAUGCUUAUAUCCUGGUGCCGCCUCCAUUCAACAACAUAUUCACAAUCGGGGGUUUAUCCUUCUUCCCGAAGUUUGCCACGGACUUUUUCAAGAACACCAUAGAAAAGGCCAUCAAGACUAGAGAAGGCAGUAUGGAUGAUACCGAACGAAUAGACUUUCUCCAACUACUGCUGAAGGCCCACAACAAGCACAGAGACGGGACGACAGACGAAGUAACUGGUGGUCCAGGUUUGUCCAUGAAAGAGAUCGUAGGCAACUCUUUAAUCUUCUGGCUGGUAGGUUACGACACGACGGCCAACACCAUCGCUCUCACAGCCUACAACCUCGCCUUCAACCAGGAGGCUCAGGACAGGGUCAUGGAGGAGGUCGACACAGUCGUGCAGAAUCGGGGGAAGCUGGACUACGAGGCUGGCCAUGAGCUGCGGUAUCUGGAGAUGUGUGUCAACGAAACACUGAGGAUUUAUCCUGGUGCAAAGAGGUUUGACCGAGUUUGCCGGGAGGAUGCUGACAUCAACGGUCUCCACAUUCCAGCCGGAACCAACAUCAACUUCCCCGUCUGGGCAAUCCACCAUGACCCUGAACUAUGGCCGGAACCCGACAAGUUCAGGCCAGAAAGGUUCUCUAAGGAAGAGGUGGCGGCCCGGGACCCGUUUGCCUUCCUCUCCUUCGGUGCCGGACCUAGAGGCUGUGUGGGCAUGCGUCUCGCUAUGCUGGAAAUCAAACUUGCGCUGGCCAGAGCUCUACAGAAGUUUCGUUUCGUCACCUGCGAGAAGACUGAGGUAACUUAA
This is a messenger RNA of Branchiostoma belcheri (Belcher's lancelet), 1630 nucleotides long. Its product is annotated as cytochrome P450 3A24-like. Bases 65 to 1630 code for a protein of 521 amino acids. The record is from RefSeq and is a predicted model, not a curated record. Gene Ontology annotation, molecular function: oxidoreductase activity, acting on paired donors, with incorporation or reduction of molecular oxygen; iron ion binding; heme binding. The transcript has 13 exons. Lineage: Eukaryota; Metazoa; Chordata; Leptocardii; Amphioxiformes; Branchiostomatidae.